AUGCUAAACUUUUGGCUGACUCCGUCCUCAACCACGAAGAGGCUGUAUGAAAACGUGAAGAUUUUCUUACCAGCAGCAUUGGAAGCAUCGAUGACUGAAGAGGCAGUGGCGACAGGGAAGCUCACAAUCUCCGAUGCAAGGAAAGUCUUCAUCAGAGUACUCGCUGCGUUGGAUGCACAGGUAUUCGAAGAAGUAGCCAAAGGGAAGCUGAAAUCAAAGCGGCCCAAAAUGGAGCCUCAUCAUCAGAAGGCAAUGUUGCUUGAUGCCAGUCUAUCGAAGCACCAGUUCGAGCUAGUUCGAAUGUACACCAUUGUGGCAAUCGGAUACAAUCCCUUCCAACCAGUUGCGAUGAUCAAAGCUCUUGAUGUUGAAGUCUUCCAGCCUACUCAUCUGACAUUCAAAGAGGGCAAACGAAAAAAGAUGAGCCAUUAUAGGCCAGUUGAUAAAGUGUUCAAGUGGUCAUUGGACAGGUCAAUGAAGAGACUUACCGAGGCAGGAGAUCUCCAAAGGAUUGAAGUGUGCCACAUUGUCUUUGGUGCCGACCAUGGCCAAGGGGCAUUCCGUGCCGUGGCGACGAUUCUCCUCUUGUCCAAAGGUAACGUCCACAAGUACAAUCUUGCGCUGGAAAAAGACUUUCUUUGUGGGUUCAUAGAAUGCAAGAAGGAUACAUAUGAAGUAAUCACGCAGUCCCUUGCAAAGCCACUCAAUGAGUCGAUCAAGCGAGCUGGACCGGACAUUGUCUUCUGCCAAGACGAAGACCACAAUCGCUUCGUCGAAUUUGGAAGAAGGGAUGAGAUCAGCCAACGAGAAGGCAUCAUUGUCUUGCAUGCAGUCGAUGUCGAGAGCUUCUUGGUUGGAGAUCUCAAGUUUGGCGGGUGUUCCCAAGGCAGAGACGGCUACAGCACCUACUGGUGUCUGAGGUGUAUGCUUGGAAAGGCUGAAUGGACUAACAGCCCCAACUGCCUCGAGUGCGGUCAACCUUGGACUUGGCAAGCCAUGGCCGACCAAAGAAAGAAAGCUCAACAGAUCGUAAAAGACAAGAAGAGGCAGCCAAGAUCAACAGAGGUUCGAGGUUGUGUGCAGCCACCAAUCUUUGAUGCCAUUCCCGUGAGGAACUACCUCACUCCAGUGUUGCACAACGUGGAUCUCUUCACCAAUACAAUCAAGCAAAUGAUUGAUGGCUAUGUCGACCACAGACUUGAGAACCGACCGAUGGAGUUCCUGCAAGCGAGGUGGGAAGAGGCAGAUACAAUAAUCGAUGAGAGGCAAGCUGAAGCCGAUCUGGAGUGUGCCAAAGACAUUAUGGACGCAUCCAAAGAGUUCGAAAAUGCCGCUUUGCUUACCGAAGCCAAGGAAACAUUCAAAGCGGCCGAAGAGCAGCUAAAGAAAGCCAAAGCUGCAAGGAGGGAAGCAGCUGCCAAAAUGAGGAGGCUCGAAAAAGAUUCAGAAUACGGUGCCCUCAGCCAGGAGAUUCGACAAAGCCUCGAUGAAGAAAUGGCCAAUCUUUUCAACAUCCACCGGUCGAGCUGGCAUGGUGGAGCCAUGGUAGUCAAUUACUGCAGGAAGAUGUUGCAUGGUGCAGAUCAGACAGUGAGAUGGCUUCGAUUCAAGAUGUCUUGGUGCCACGGUUAG
Molecule: messenger RNA, 1632 nt
Organism: Seminavis robusta
Lineage: Eukaryota; Bacillariophyta; Bacillariophyceae; Naviculales; Naviculaceae
Source: the annotation of a GenBank genome assembly